AUGUUUUCCCUGCAAGGCUUUCAGUGCAGUGCACGACAGCCGCUGUCGGCGGCAGUCAUGGCAGCACCAUCGCUAACGCAGCAGCGGCGGCUCUGCGCCUGCGGGGCCAGCAGAAAGAACAGAAAGGGUGGCGGCGGCGGUGGCAAGCGCGGCGGCUGCAGCGAAGUCAACAGCAGCGCUUCGGACCCCGCCAGCGAGGCGCACCGGCUGCAGGACGCCAUCCGCGAGUCGCGGCAGCAGCAGCUGGUGGCCGCCGACAUGCUGGCCAAGCUGCUGCAGGCGGAGGACCCGCAGGAGGUGGCACAGCAGUACACCGACAGCCUGGAUGAGCAGUUCUUCUGGCAGGCCAACACCUUCCUGUCCAUGGCCAAGAAGGAGGGCAACGCGGAGGUGGUGGCGCGCCUGGAGGCGGCGCUCAAGGCGGCCUUUGAGGCCAAGCAGGCCACGCUGCGCCCCGAGAUCCAGCUGCUCAACCGCCUGCUGGCCGCCGAGACCGCCGAGCAGCGGCAGCAGGUGCUGGGCGCCCCGGAGGCGGCCGCCACCCUGGCCAUGAACGACCGCUACUUCUUCCAGCUGCUGGGCCGCAUGGCGCAGGAUGUGGGGCGGCAGCCGGAGGGCGACCAGCGCGCCACGCUGCUGGCCAAGCUGGAAGGGAUCCAGGCAGACGCGCAGCAGCGGGCGGCGGGCGCAGAGGCAGAGGCGGCGGCGUAG
This is a messenger RNA of Chlorella variabilis, 711 nucleotides long. RefSeq lists its product as hypothetical. Lineage: Eukaryota; Viridiplantae; Chlorophyta; Trebouxiophyceae; Chlorellales; Chlorellaceae. The transcript has 4 exons. The record is from RefSeq and is a predicted model, not a curated record. The coding region runs from base 1 to 711 and encodes 236 amino acids.